AUGUUGUCGUACGUGAUGAGUAUGCUGUCACUUCUCCAGUUUCCGAGUUACCAUCUGAUAAAACCUUACUUGAGAACACAAGAAACUUCGCAGUUUCUGCAAGAGUUUGUAGACCUCAACAUAACAGAGUUCAUGUUACAGGUAAUGCCAACUUGCGCAGAAAUAUUCUACGAGUGUCAAUGGCACGGUAGCAAUGUGAACUGUUGCGAGAUAUUCGAACUGCAGAGGACGGAGCAAGGAUACUGUUGGUCUUUCAAUUCAUUGACAUCAGAAGCUACGUCACACUGUCCACUAUCCGAAGUGUUGGAGAACGAAGGUAUGGUGGAGGAGGACGAUGAUGAGCGGCUGGAGUGUGAACUGAGACGAACCACCGGUAUCAGCGGUGGCUCUGGACUGCAGAUCUACUUGCGGCCUACGGACCCUCGACACAACAUCGGCUAUAGGGCGCAGCGGGUCGUCAAUGGUGUCUCAGUUACGUCCAUUUCAUACUUCAAUUCUGUAGACGUUUAUGUUGAUGAGCAUGACCAUUUGUGGAUAAGCUGGUCCUCCUUCCUCUUUUCCAAGAACAUCCUGGUACACAUCUCGUACGAGUUACCUCUCGCGGGAACAGGAGUGUUCGCUUCCACAGCGAAGGGCGCACGCAUAACUCUUGAAAAACAGAGACAAACGAUCCUGAUACACACCUCGUACGAGUUACCUCUCGCGGGAACAGGCGUGUUCGCUUCCACAGCGAAGGGCGCGCGCAUAAGUCUGGGCAUAGCCGCGGAGAUAACUACGAGCAGUGACGGUAUCCGCUCUCUCCCUGUGGACGACCGACACUGUCUCUUCCCCGACGAGGAGAAGCUGCACAUCCGACACCAUGUACACCCACAGCACAUGUCUGGCCGAGUGUCGGUACAAGUACAUCAUGCUCAUGUGCCGCUGCAAACUGUACUUCUUCGUCCUUCAAGAAUUGUCUCGCUUCUUGCAGGCAAGUUCCGGUUCUACCGGCCGCCUCCUGACACUCCUGGAAUUACUGACCGAGAGCUCAUGGAGUCUCUGAACUGCAACUGUCUCGCUACCUGCUUCGACACAGUGUACGACAUUCACCUGCAGCGCUCCAUCCCUGAGGACCCAGCCAACCAGACAGCCUUCUCCCAUGUAGACAUCUACUACAGCAAGACAGGCUUUGUCCGAUACCAGCGACACAUCGUGUUCGAGUUCUACCAACUUAUAGUUUCCCUUGGAGGAGUGGCUAACCUGUUUCUGGGAUGCAGUCUUCUGAGCCUAAUCGAGACCAUUUACUGGAUGUUGAAGAUAUUAGCAGUGACUCUUAAGACUAGUAGUGUAAAGAGUAAACUCAUCAAAGUUCAACCUCUUAAUUAUUUAGAAUAAGC
Messenger RNA from Homalodisca vitripennis (glassy-winged sharpshooter), 1376 nucleotides. RefSeq lists its product as uncharacterized. The coding region runs from base 1 to 1374 and encodes 457 amino acids. NCBI's taxonomy places the organism in Eukaryota, Metazoa, Arthropoda, Insecta, Hemiptera, Cicadellidae. Gene Ontology annotation, cellular component: membrane. The record is from RefSeq and is a predicted model, not a curated record. Gene Ontology annotation, molecular function: ligand-gated sodium channel activity. The transcript is spliced from 7 exons. Gene Ontology annotation, biological process: sodium ion transmembrane transport.